Messenger RNA from Argentina anserina (silverweed cinquefoil), 2011 nucleotides. RefSeq names its product cyclic dof factor 2. The coding region runs from base 101 to 1618 and encodes 505 amino acids. Gene Ontology annotation, molecular function: DNA-binding transcription factor activity; DNA binding. NCBI's taxonomy places the organism in Eukaryota, Viridiplantae, Streptophyta, Magnoliopsida, Rosales, Rosaceae. Gene Ontology annotation, biological process: regulation of DNA-templated transcription. The record is from RefSeq and is a predicted model, not a curated record. The transcript is spliced from 2 exons.
GAGCAAACGUGUCAGAUCUCCCUCACCUUUUUCUUCUCUGUUUUCAGUUUGAGAAUUUAAAGAGAGAAAGGAGGAAAAGAGUUCGUAAUUAUAGGCGAAAAUGUCGGAGGCGAGGGACCCGGCGAUCAAGCUUUUCGGGAAGACGAUUCCGCUGCCGGAGGUUACGCCGUUGCUGGGAGAUUCUGCGGCGGCUCCGGAUCCGGCGGCUGUGGCUGACCGUGCAGCCUCUUCGUCCAACUCGUCUUCGCCUGGAGGGGAGGAAGUCAAUGGUGGUAAAGAGGAGACGGAGGUCAAUAACGGCGGCGACGAUGAGGAAACGUUGGGUGAGAAAGCAAUUAAGAACAAAGAGGUAGAUGAGGUCCAACCUUUAUCUUCUGAAGAGUUAGUUAAUCCAGAUGAAGCAUCAAGAAUAGGUGGAAGUCCUAAAGUACCAGUUGACAAGGAGACUACUGCGCUCAAAAAUUUUAAGGCCGAAGAAGAACAGAGCGAGACAAGUAAUUCACAAGAAAAGACCCUGAAGAAGCCAGACAAAAUUAUUCCAUGCCCCCGCUGUAAUAGCAUGGACACCAAGUUCUGUUACUACAACAACUACAAUGUCAACCAACCUCGACAUUUCUGCAAGAACUGCCAAAGAUAUUGGACAGCUGGUGGGACUAUGAGGAAUGUUCCUGUAGGUGCUGGUCGUCGAAAGAAUAAGAAUACCCCUUCUCAGUAUCGUCACAUAAAUGUCUCUGAAGCUCUCCCAAAUGCUCGACCUGAUGUUCUAAAUGGAGUCCACCAUCCUUCACUACAAUCUAAUGGCACGGUUUUAACAUUUUGCGCAGACUCACCCCUGUGCGAUUCAAUGACUUCUGUUCUUCAGCUUGCUGAUAAGAAUGUACAGAACUGUACUUCAACUGGAUUCCAAAAACCUGAUGGUUUAAUCAUUCCAGCUUCUUAUGGGGGCAGUGUAAGUGGAGAUGAUCAUUCAAACAGGUCUACAGUUACAGAAUCAAAUUCAAAGGAAGAGAUGUCCAAACCUGGGCCGCAAGAGCCGGUUAUGCAGAAUUAUCCCGGCUUCCCACCUCAAAUACCAUGCUUUCCUGGUGCUCCCUGGCCUUACCCGUGGAACCCUGCUCAGUGGAGCUCUCCAGUAAGUCCGCCUGCUUUCUGCCCGCCAGGGUAUCCUAUGCCCUUUUACCCUGCAGCUGCUUAUUGGGGUUGUGCUGUACAAGGCACUUGGAACAUGCCUUGGGUUCCUCAAACGUCAUCUCCAAACCAAACUGCUCCAAGCUCUGGUUCUAACUCUCCAACCUUGGGAAAACAUUCGAGGGAUGAGAACCCUGUAAAACAAACCAGCUCCGAGGAAGAGGAUACACCGAAAGAAAAGAAUGCCAAGAGGUGCCUUUGGAUCCCAAAAACACUGAGGAUUGAUGACCCUGGAGAAGCAGCAAAAAGCUCUAUAUGGGCAACGUUGGGGAUUAAGAAUGAUAAAGUGGAUUCGAUUAGCAGUGGAGGACUCUUUAAGGCCUUUCAGUCAAAGAGUGAUGAAAAGAAUCACGUAGCAGAAGCCUCUCCGGUCUUGCAAGCCAAUCCAGCAGCCUUAUCUAGGUCACUCAAGUUCCAAGAGAGCUCAUAAUUUGGUAAGUUUAGAAUUUAGGAGCUUAAGAUUAGCAGUUGUUUUGUUUCAAGUGGUACACACAAUUCAGCAAUGUUCAAUUGCUCCCCACAACACUUCACCGCCUCCUUACGCCUGGGAAAUCCAUCCAAAUGUUGAAGCUGUCAAUGGUGGAAGAAGGUAGGAUUCCGCAGCCGCUUGUCUCUGGAGCUGUGAGGCAUCUUACUAUAGCUGAAAUAGCCACUGAUUUUUCCCCUGCUAUAAUGAACAUUUGCAGUUUUUUUUUUCAGUUGUACAUAUGUUUACAUGUAAAAGUAAUAGUGAGCACUAGACCUAGAACAGAUCGGGUUUGUGUAGCCUAAUCCCAAAUGUAUUUAAAUAAUUUGGGGACUUUAAAUGAGACUUCUUGUUCAA